AAUGUUCUAAAUAAUACACAAGUUGUUGCCAAAUCUAUACCAUAACAAUGAGUACAUUCCUGCAAAAAUAGAAAUUGAUAAACUGACAUAGUUGGAAGCAGUAUUUGACAAUCUAAUGACUAGUGCAUGAAGCAAUUAAAAAUUAUUCAAACAAAUGAAGAAAUUUUUGCCAAAUAAAUUAUACGUCGAUAAUCAAUUGAAAGAUAUAAGUAAAAAAAACGAUUUGGGAAUACUUUUUAGAUAUAUUAGAUACGUAAAGUUAUUGCAGAGAGGAGAUUAAGAAUAAAUGGGUAAUUUUUAACUUAAAGUGAAUCUGAGAAGGUUUUGUUAGCUAGGAAUAUUCUAGGAAAAAAUAAAGUUUAAAUAAAAAACAAUAAUGUGAAAAUCAAAAUUUCGAAUGAAAGGCGAAAGGAAAACCUUAUAAAAUUUAUUGAUAAAUUAAUGCCUAAUUAAAUUUUAUAGAAAAUAUAGAAUAAAUAAAGAAUAUUCAAAAUUAAAUGA
Molecule: messenger RNA, 501 nt
Organism: Paramecium pentaurelia
Lineage: Eukaryota; Ciliophora; Oligohymenophorea; Peniculida; Parameciidae
Source: the annotation of a GenBank genome assembly